AUGGUAGACGCCUCGCAGAUCUACGACAUCUACUGCGUGAUCAACAUCGAUGUCAACGUCACACACAUCUUCGGACAGCUUAUCUUCACAGCGAUAGAUAUCACCUCAACUCUCACUUUGCGCUCCAGUCUAAAACGCUCGAUACCUCCCAUAAUGCCUCCCCUCUUCACCACUCUCACCAGCUCGGGUGAUGCUGCCUCGCCCAAGAAGCGCCGGAACCUCCUGGGCAGGCCGGCAUUCUUCUCUCGCCCGUCCGUGGCGAGCACGGCCAGCUCAACCACCACGCUCGUCCCUCUUGAGUCGACCGUCAGUCACCCUCCUGCGGUGGACGACAAGGCGCCUGCUCUACCCUCCAAUGGAUCGGUCGAUCUCAACAAGCUCGCCGGUCCGGCCAACCUCAUCAUCGCCAAUCCUUCCCUCCCUACCGCCGUAGCAGACGCUACGGAACAGCUCAUCGUUUCCCUCCUCCCCUCGGCGCUGAGCAACACAUCUCUUGGUCCCGGCUCGGCACCUACCGGUCCUACACCCAGCAACUCCAUCGGCGGGAUCAGCGCGUCCACAAGCCGGAACACUGUCCUACCAGCCAGUCACCCAAUCCUCAACAGCUCGGUGUCGACCUUCCUCCCACCUUCCCUCUCGCUCGGCUUCGAGCUGCAGGAGAGCGCCAAGGCCCUCCCAACUUUGGCGUCGGCGAUCAAGCUGCCAUCCCCUGCUAGGCCGGAAGGAGGUGCUGAUCCGGCGGAGAAGAUCGGGGCGGAGAGCAUCAUCACUCGGAAACCGGUCCCCGCGCUGUCGGACAUCCCUACCUCCCAGACAGCUGUACCUGCACCCUCUCUUCCCGCUCAGACGACCAUCACUGCCGGGCCCCAGCCGUCACUCCCCCGCUCGACAUCCGGUACUUCCAUCUUUGGCUCGUCCCGGCUCGCCCGCAUGACCUCCCGGUCGUCCAUCAAGCCCCAUGAGCCAGAGCCCAGCGGCAAGCGGUCGGUGUCGAACGGAGCAGCUGGAGCGGGCGGGAUGAGUCUUGGACGCCGCAUCAGCCGUCGUCUGAGUAUCGACGGGCUCCGGCCCAUGUUUGCAGGCGCUUCCACCAAGCGGAAGCCCGAGACCGGGCGGGAAGGGGGCAAGCUGGACAUUCAACGCUGGGCACAGGGCGCUGCGUCUGGGUGUGAAGCUGGCGAGGCGCCCCCUAUCAUACCGGCUGGUGCUGAGCCGGAGAUAGCGAAGGAGAUGGAGAAGCCAAAGACGGAAGCGGCCAAGGCAAAGGAGCGCCUCGUCCUCCCAAACAUACGUACCUGGCGGAACAAGUUCUCCACCAAGGCUGCGCCGGCCCCUCGGCCGAAACCUAGUACGGGCGGACAAAGCUAUACCGAGUCGGUCCGCAGUCAGAAGUUGGACUCUUGGGUUGAUGUCGGGUCGGUACGAUCGAAUCUGAGCGGGUAUGCCGGGACGCAGGGGCAGCAGGGUUCGGUCCGGGGAUCGACGAGGGGGAUGUUUGGCGCGUUGAAGCGGAUGGAGGCGGAGGGGAGUCCAGCUAUUAGUGUUGUUGAAGCGUCUGAGCCUACUGGGAUCGAAAUGAACCAUAUGAGCCCUCCUAACAUCCCCCUCCCCGCCGAGCCUGCUAUUCCAGACGCAUCUCCCCUUGAUCCCUCUGCUCGGCGCUCGACAGAGCUCCUCGACUCGCUCCUAGCCCCAGAGCUGACCACACCGGACGUCCCCACCGUCUCCGCCCCGUCACCACCCGCGCCCGAUGUCAUGUCGCCCGCUAAUGACGACAAAACACUCCUUGAGCCAGUCCACUCCCCAACGCCUGGACUCACGGAGGCACCGGCUUCUGACGUCCCACAGCCUACCGAGGCAGAGGAGAUCAUUCGGGAUGUCAGGGAGGCCGCCGCCGUCAAGGAGGACACGGUCGAGGGGUCCACAUCUACCACAUCUCUUACGGCCGGACUCCCGCACAACGAGUCGGGCUUCUCCUUCCACACUGCCAAAUCCGCACCCUCAUCCGACGACAUGCAAAAGACGGGCGGUCUCACUGCGUCGCUCAGCAAGUCUCUGUUGGACCUCUCCUCUUCCUCCUCUAGCCUCAUCGAGAAAACGGAGCGAGAGCAGGGCGAGGGAUGGUGGUCUGCCCCUCGGAACCGGCCGGUCCAGACCCGGUCGUCCUUCAUCGCACCUAGAUCCGAGGACAAGGAGAACAUCCUCCACCGCCGCAGGUCCGGUGACCCGCGGCGCCAGUCCUCGCCAUCAGUCCUCCCAGAGAGGCGCUCGAUCGUCGGAUCCGUAGUCGCCAAACUCGAAUCGGCCAAUACAGCCGCUCUGAAUUCACCUCGGCGAAGCAUCCUCCGCCCGUGCAAGCUGCAAUUCGCCGAUGCGGAUGAGGACGGGGAUGACACGCCUACUCGACCAUCCUCCAGGCGGGCGUUCAAGGACGGCGCAACAGAUCUCGCUCGAGCUGGAACACCCACUUCCAGCCGGCACCGCCGGAACUCCACCAAUGACUCAUUUGCCCACCUCUUCUUCGGGCCCGUAGCCGGCUCGUCAAUAGCCCCUCGUCCGACCGCUGCACACCUACAACUGCUGGAGGACUUCAAGUCUGCCAAGGAGCGACACAUGAUCGAGAUGGAUGCGAUGAUAGCGGCGCUCAAGGGGACCAAGGCGGAGAAUCAGGAUCUGAGGGACAGGAACACACGGCUCGGGCGGAUGCUGAACGAAGAGACGGAUAAGCGAAUUGCGCUGGAGAGUAAGAUCAGCUCAUUGCAGCAGAUACUGAAGGAGGCUACGGGGAUUGAUGUAGCGGGACAGUCAGAAAGCUACCGUGAUUCUGUACACGGACACGCAUCGGUCCGCCGAAACAAGCCGAUUUACGACAAGUAUGACCAGUCGUCGCCUGCUCGAAGGCGGAGGGGAGUCCGCGGUGAUCUCGAGGCGGAUGAGUUUGGGCGAUUGGAUGGUUCCCCGCUUGAUAGGAGUAGGAGAUAA
This is a messenger RNA of Dioszegia hungarica, 2982 nucleotides long. RefSeq lists its product as uncharacterized. Bases 1 to 2982 code for a protein of 993 amino acids. Lineage: Eukaryota; Fungi; Basidiomycota; Tremellomycetes; Tremellales; Bulleribasidiaceae. The record is from RefSeq and is a predicted model, not a curated record. The transcript has 3 exons.